Messenger RNA from Cottoperca gobio, 1264 nucleotides. RefSeq names its product troponin T, fast skeletal muscle isoforms-like. Bases 111 to 986 code for a protein of 291 amino acids. Gene Ontology annotation, molecular function: troponin C binding; tropomyosin binding; troponin I binding. Gene Ontology annotation, biological process: muscle contraction; sarcomere organization; regulation of muscle contraction. The record is from RefSeq and is a predicted model, not a curated record. Lineage: Eukaryota; Metazoa; Chordata; Actinopteri; Perciformes; Bovichtidae. The transcript is spliced from 13 exons. Gene Ontology annotation, cellular component: troponin complex.
ACAGAAGGACAUAAUCAGCGCGGUAAGUUUGCAGAACCUUACAGCCUGUUUCGGUCAGCCGGGGGUUCCCUUCUUUCAGCUUUUCUGAGGUUGUAAAGUCCAUUGUCACCAUGUCUGACACCGAAGAACUUGAUCAGGUCGAGGCUGUAGCCGAGGAGGUAGUAGAGGAAGUAGAGGUGGCCCCUGAGGCGGCCCCUGAGGCGGCCCCUGAGGCGGCCCCUGAGCCAGAGCCAGAGCCAGAGCCAGUGGUAGAACCAGAGCCAGAGCCAGAACCAGAACCAGUGGUAGAACCAGAGCCAGAACCAGAACCAGAACCAGAGCCUGAGUCUGAAGAGGAGAAGCCAAAGUUCAAGCCGAGCGCCCCAAAGCUCCCCGAUGGUGAGAAAGUGGACUUUGAUGACAUCCAGAAGAAGCGUCAGAACAAGGAUCUGUCGGAGCUGCAGGGUCUGAUCGAUGCUCACUUUGAGUGCAGGAAGAAGGAGGAAGAGGAGCUGAUCGCCCUGAAGGACAGGAUUGAGAAGCGUCGUAAUGAGAGGACCGAGCAGCACAGGGUCCGCUCUGAGAAGGACAAGGAGCGUCAGGCCAAGCGUGAGGAGGAGAGGCGGAUCAGGGAGGAGAGAGACGCAGAGAAGAAGGCCGGAGAGGAGGCGAAGAAGAAGUCUGCUCUGACCAGCAUGGGCUCCAACUACAGCAGCCACCUGCAGAAGGCUGACCAGAAGAGAGGAGGAAAGAAAGAGACUGAGAGAGAGAAGAAGAAGAAGAUUCUGGCCGGCAGACGCAAGCAGCUGAACGUCGACCAUCUGAACGAAGACAAGCUCAAGGAUAAGAUCGGUGAGCUGCAUGAAUGGAUGACUCAGCUGGAGUCUGAGAAGUUCGACCACAUGGAGCGACUGAAGAGGCAGAAGUACGAGGUUACCACCCUGCGUAAGAGAGUGGAAGAGCUCAGUAAAUUCAGCAAGAAGGGAGCCGCCCGCCGCAGGAAGUAAAGCGUCUCAGAAACCAAACUGCGAUCGUCUCGGACACGCACCUGAACCAACAACGCACACGGUGGCGAAGGUCGUAGCUCGGAAGAAGCCAGUAACGCCGAGGUGUACGCUGCGGUUAUCAACCCACGUCCUGAAACAUGCAACCAGGAGCCUUUAGCUGCCACUCAAUAGGAAUAAAAUAAAGAAAAGCAAACACUUGUUUCGUCAUCACGCUUCCUCGCCCUCGGCUGUUUGGUUCUCAGUAUUUUUGUAAAUAAAGUGUGACACUUCAAGCCAUG